Parastagonospora nodorum SN15 is the source of this 2027-nucleotide messenger RNA. RefSeq lists its product as hypothetical. Gene Ontology annotation, cellular component: Golgi membrane; cytosol. Gene Ontology annotation, biological process: intracellular protein transport; endoplasmic reticulum to Golgi vesicle-mediated transport. The transcript is spliced from 4 exons. Gene Ontology annotation, molecular function: syntaxin binding. The record is from RefSeq and is a predicted model, not a curated record. Bases 1 to 1953 code for a protein of 650 amino acids. NCBI's taxonomy places the organism in Eukaryota, Fungi, Ascomycota, Dothideomycetes, Pleosporales, Phaeosphaeriaceae.
AUGGCUGUCACGUUGCGGGACAAGCAAAUAGCUAGCAUUAAGCGCAUAUUGAAUCUAAACGCACCCAUCACCGACAUCGACGCACAAGACGACCAUGAAGCUACGAAGACGCCCGCGGACGGCGCGGUAUGGAAGGUCUUGGUCUUCGACGAGAUGGGCAGGGAUGUCAUAAGCUCUGUUCUCCGAGUAAAUGAUUUGCGGAGCUCUGGUGUAUGGAACAUUGUAUGCUCCAGGGAGGCUAUCAUGCUGAGUCCCGCCUACAUCAACUUCCUCUCCAGCAUACCGCGGACGCUUCUUGAAGACUUCGGUGCCCAAACAGUAACGUCAGGCACGGCAGAGCACCUCGCACAGGUCUACGACCAGUAUCUCAACUUCGUCGUUUCGGAACCAGAUCUGUUCCACCUAAACAUAAAGGGCGCAUAUCACGCUCUGAACAGCAAUCAGACAACCGAACAGGAGCUCGACAGUGUCGUGGAUCGCAUCGUCUCGGGAAUCUUCUCGGUCGUGGUCACUAUGGGCGUGGUUCCCAUCAUCCGAUGCCCUGCAGGCGGAGCAGCAGAAGCCAUCAGUGCGAAGCUGGAUCGCAAACUGCGAGACCACAUCUUGAACUCGAAAACAAAUCUCUUUUCAGACCAGAAGUCAUCCGCUGUGUCAUCGCGGCCAGUCCUUGUUAUAGUGGAUCGCAACGUUGACCUCGUACCAAUGUUCAGCCACUCGUGGAUCUACCAAAGUCUGGUCUACGAUGUCUUGGACUUCAACCUCAACAAGAUCACCAUGUCCGUGCCAGUGGACAAGAACCACCCGGAGAAGGGUGUGAAAAAACAAUCCUACGACCUGACAGCCUCCGACUACUUCUGGGCAAAGAACGCAUCGCUACCCUUCCCAAACGUUGCUGAUGACGUAACGACCGAAUGGAACAAAUACCAAGAAGAUGCUGACAAUGUCACGAAAAAGACUGGGACCUCUUCGAUAGACGAUCUAUCCGGCGAAAGUAACCAGUUCGCGGCUCAUCUGAAGGGCGCUAUGGCCCUGCUACCAGAACUGCGGGAGAGGAAGACUACGAUAGAGUAUUAUCCUUGCAUAAUUUUGACGCAACGACUAACAUUGUCAGACCGCAAAAUCGACUUCUACUUCCAACUGGAGGAAGAGCUCACCAAGCAGACGAAGGCGCAGAUACUCGAAUUGAUCAACGACUCAGACAAGGGCAACGAGCCGCUUGACAAGCUCAGACUGUUCUUACAAUGGUACCUCACCACCGAGCAGGAGCUUUCUCGAGCCGAUCUCGAAAGCUUCACUCAAGCUCUCAACGCUGCAGGCGCAGAUACCACAGCUCUCAAUUACGUCAAGACAGUCCGCCAACUCACGCGCAUGACGAUGAUCUCAUCCGCCCCUACACAACCUGCACAGACAACAUCACAGCUAUUUGGUGGAUUCUCCAGUCUAUCGUCGCGUGUCACCGACCGCUUCAAGGAGGCUGGCCUAGGCGCCAACUUCGAGGGUGUACUAUCGGGCAUCAAGAACUUCUUGCCCACCAAUACGGACCUCACACUCACCAAGAUUACCGAAUCGCUUAUGGACCCUCAGAAUGCGUCUUCAAGUGCGAUCAGCAAGACUGAAAGUUACCUUUACUUUGACCCUCGGUCUGCGAAUGCUCGUGGUACGAUACCACCAGCAAGCGAGUCACGCAAGCAGCAAAGUACUGUUGGCCGAGGCAUCGAUGCCACCUUUGGACAGCGAAGGCAGGGCUUCAGUGAAGCAAUCGUUUUCACGGUCGGUGGAGGUUCGAUGGACGAGUAUGGGAACUUGCAAGAAUGGGCAAAGAGGACAAGCGUAAGUCACGGCGCUGCUGGCACAGGACAAAAGCGACGUAUUGUGUACGGUAGCACAGCAUUGUACUCUGCAACCGAGUUCGUAAACAAGGAUCUGGCACAAUUAGGCAAAGAGAGCACUUGAGCUACGACACAAAAUAGAAACGACUCGUGACAAGGUCCAGUAGCAAUCAAUCAGCCACAAUUCAUGACCAAUUC